Messenger RNA from Folsomia candida, 2167 nucleotides. Its product is annotated as thiamine biosynthesis multifunctional protein ThiED. NCBI's taxonomy places the organism in Eukaryota, Metazoa, Arthropoda, Collembola, Entomobryomorpha, Isotomidae. The record is from RefSeq and is a predicted model, not a curated record. The coding region runs from base 1299 to 2039 and encodes 246 amino acids. The transcript is spliced from 3 exons.
AAGACAAGCUCAUGUCAAAUUUUUACAUACUUUCAUUGAAGCAACUACUAUUUAUGAAGGUCAACGGUUAGUGCAUAUAUAUACGUAGUUAGCUGGAAUGAUGUGCAAAUUUUGAUCAGUUAAAUCAUGCUGUUUACUUGGUUGAAUUUAUUGGCAAAUUAUAUUUACUCCUUCAAUUAAAGCAAGUCUACCAAACCAUAGCUGGGUUAUCUCUUGGCUCAACUCUGAUUACUUUGAAUUGACAAAGUGAAAUGGUUCUUCAAAUUAAAUUUCAUCGAAACUAAUUUAUCUCCAAUUGCGAAUUAAAAAUUUUUGGGUACAUUUCAUUGCUUUUCUCGUCGUAAUCAUUAUAUAUUUACUGACUUAGUAAGAACUUGUCUGAAUUUCCCAGAAAUUACCAAGUGUUAGCAAGAGUGUCGUACAUAAUUAUUUUUGGUACAUGUAAAGCUACGUAUGUACAUACAAUUGAAAAUCAUACUCAGAAAUACGAUACGAUAGGCUCGACGGGAGUUCAUAAAAUUUUAUCGUUAUCAGGUUGAAAUUGUGAAUAUAAACCAAGACUUCGUCCACUUGAGUAGCAUAGCACGGGAAGACAACAAGUAUCUCAGAAAUCUCACGUUUCCUUAGAAAUAUUCGACAUGACGCCAUCGCGUCUUUCCAUACUUCUCGUACUCUUUGCACUCACAUAUUCCACUCUCACCUACAAAAUCUCUGAUUCCCUUCCAUUCAACCGAAUGGUGGAGAGAAUUCAAAUUGCAGAAUAUUUCAAAAAUGCGACCAUCAACCAUCCCCUUUACACCGCUAUGGCUGAAGGGACCCUACCCCUAAAAACCUUCAAGGCCCUCAUCCAACAAGACAACCUGUACGUUGACAACUUUUUCCACGAGUUUGGAAUUUUAGCCAAGCGGGAAAUAGAUCUUGAGAGGAAGAAAUAUAUUCAGAGCGUAGCGGAUGGAAAUAUGCAACAAUUUUUUGACAAAUUUUACGUCAAGUUCAACUUCUCCAAAGGGGUCCAUAUGGUCCCCACAAUUUUGGAGUACGCUGUUUUUGAACUGACCGCUGCAACACAUGCGGAUAUAGGUGUCGCUCUUGCCACGAUGUAUCCCGCCUACGAUAUCUGGACCCGUAUGGGAGUACGUGUCGCUACUAUUGCAGAUUUACCACACCAUCUGGAUCAUCCCUAUUUCGAAUUUAUCUCUCGAAUUUCCACCUUCAACGCAUCCACCGAAGAAUUUACCAAAUGGAUUUAGAAUGGAUACUACGACCGAUUGGGAAAUGAUACUAAAACGAAACGAGCGAUGUUACAUGCGUACACGAGAAGCGUUUAUUAUCAGUUUAAGUUUGCUGAAACCGUUUUAGCGCUGGAACCAGCGUUUGAUCCCGUUCCAACAUUUACAGAUCUGGUGGACCUUCAUGUUACCCCCGACGCGCAGGCGGGUGUUGUAAAUCAUGCCUUAUUUCGAGAAAUUGUAGGUGGGACAUUGCCUCUGGAUCGGUUUGCCGUUAUGGUACAGCAAGGUGAUAAUUGGAUGAAAGGAUUUUACGGCGCGAUGGCUUACAUGGAGAGGAAGGAGACGGACAAGGAGCUGAAACAGCGACUUCAUAAGGACUCGGGCUACGUAGAUUCAUAUUUUGACCGAGUGUAUGAAAAAUAUGACAUCCCGAGGCCCUAUUUUGCCGAAGAAUAUACGAAAGCCUAUUUGGACCACAUAAUUUCCAAGUCUCACCACGCCUCAAUCGCAGAAGGACUUGCUGCCGUGUAUCCGUCUUAUUUUCUGUGGAAUAGGAUUGGUACUGAGGUGAACAAGUUGGCCCGAAACGUGACCAAUCAUCCAUACAUGGACUUUGUCCAGUUCAACAAUCCUGCAGGAAGUAAGAGUCUGGCCAAGUUUCAGAGUCUGAUUAACACGUAUUUCGAAGAACUCGAUGGAGAUUUAGAGACCAAGUGGAAGAUGUUUCAAGUAGUAGGAGACAGUAUUUUGUACGAGGGGAUGUUGGCAAAUGGGGAGUAUAGAAUCGGACGUCCGCAAGGGUUUUAGGUAAUUGCUUGUGUAAUUUGUGGCUAAUGGGCUAAUUGAACGUGAUUAAUUUAGUAUGUAGUAACCACCCUCGUUUGAUUGGAUUUCCGAAAAAUAAAAAUGUAUCUGCAAUUACAUAAUUGAUCCAA